Messenger RNA from Bursaphelenchus okinawaensis, 929 nucleotides. The record is from the annotation of a GenBank genome assembly. Lineage: Eukaryota; Metazoa; Nematoda; Chromadorea; Rhabditida; Aphelenchoididae.
AUGAAACUCAACAUUGCCUACCCGGCUACAGGAUGUCAAAAAUUGUUCGAAGUUGAUGAUGAAAAGAAGCUCAGAAUCUUCUACGAGAAGCGUAUGGCUCAAGAAGUUGAAGCCGAUGCUCUUGGUGACGAAUGGAAGGUAAGACAAUUUUUCGUUAACAUUAUUUUGCUUUUAGGGAUACAUUCUCCGUAUCACCGGUGGUAACGACAAACAAGGUUUCCCCAUGAAGCAAGGUAUCUUGAGCAACGGCCGUGUCCGUCUUCUUUUGUCCAAGGGCCACUCAUGUUACCGUCAAAGAAGAAAGGGAGAACGCAAGAGAAAGUCCGUCAGAGGAUGUGUCGUCGAUGCCGCUUUGUCCGCUCUUUCUCUUAUCAUUGUAAAGAAGGGUAAAUCAUGAUUUAUAUUCAAAAGCAACUUUUAGUAGACUUUAUUAUUUUUUAGGUAUUGGUCUUUAAAUUUUUUAGGAUGUUUUUUAUUUUUAACGGAAAUUGAAGACUUCUAUCUAUUGGAAAACUUAUUGGUGUUUUUUAGGAGAUGCUGAAAUUGAAGGCCUCACUGACAAGACUAUCCCAAGAUCCCUCGGACCAAAGAGAGCCACCAAGAUCCGCAGAUUGUUUAACUUGACUAAGGAAGAUGAUGUCCGAAAGUACGUUAUCCGCCGAACAAUCCAGCCCAAGGAAGAAGGAAAGAAGGUCCGUACCAAGGCCCCCAAGAUCCAGAGACUUGUCACUCCAGCUCGUCUUCAACGUAAACGUCGUGUUGCUGCCCAAAAGGUUAAGAGACGCAUCAAGAACCGUGAGGAAGCCGCCAACUACCAGAAGCUUUUGGCCAAGUACGCCAAGGAACGAUUAGCCGAAAAGGCUGCCCGUCGCCGCUCAUCGGCCUCUGCCUCCAAGUCGGAAUCAAAACAUUCCGUCUCCAAAAAAUAA